Molecule: messenger RNA, 10560 nt
Organism: Podarcis lilfordi (Lilford's wall lizard)
Lineage: Eukaryota; Metazoa; Chordata; Lepidosauria; Squamata; Lacertidae
Source: the annotation of a GenBank genome assembly
GAUCCCGACUGGGUCGCUUUGGGGGGCGGGGAAGCGGGAAAAGCCGCGAUUUCGGGAGCGAGCGCAGAAAGGCUAAGCUACCAAACCAGGCGGCGGCACCGCCUUCUUAGCUGAAAGAGCCCGGCGCUUGCACUUUUCCAGGCGGAGGAGCGUGCCCGUCCGCGCGCUGCGCUCAGGUGAGCUCCGGUCGCAGGUGGGACGCGGGCAAGCCAUGGAGCUCGACCCGCCUCAGCUGCCUCAGGCGCCGCCGGCGCCGCCCUACUUCUACGACCACCACGAGUCGCCCGGCGACGACUUCCACCGCUCGAGCGCGCCCAGCGAGGACAUCUGGAAGAAGUUCGAGCUGCUGCCCAGUCCGCCGGCCUCGCCGCUGCCGCCGGGCCCCGCCGAGGACGCGGCCGCCGACUACCUGCUGGAGCCCGGCCGGCUGCUGGGCAACCUGAGCGCCUUCGUCCUCCGCGACUGCAUGUGGAGCGGCUUCUCGGCCCGCGAGCGCCUGGAGAAAGCCAUGGGCGAGAAGCUGACCGCCAAGCCGCCCGCCCAGGGCCCGCCAGCCGCCGCCGCCCCCGCCGCCGCCCAAGCGCCGCACGACGCCGCGCUAGGCGGGCUGUGCGUGGCCCCCGGCGCCGUCUUCGCCUGGCCCGCCGACUGCAAACUCCCGCCCUCCUCCGGCUCCGAGAGCCAAAGCGAAUCGGGUAAGGCUGCCUCCGGGCCGGGGAGCGGGGCGGCGGACCGCACGGCACCCCCAGGGGCACCCAGUCCUGCAGCUCUGGCUGGGUGCCGAAAGUUUCUCUCCCGGGACAAAAGGCUCCUCUCGCUCUUAAUUUCCCGUGGCGCCCCUUGGACGGCGCCCCCUGUCUUCCCAGGUCUCCGUGCAGAAUUCUACAGUCCCCUUAGAGGGAUCUUUUAUUGCAAAAUCCUCCGAGCUCUUGCAUUUACUUGCCCCCCUCCCGCCCCACUUCUUCACCAGAGGUUCUACUUUCAGGGGGAAGUGUGCAUUAUCGCCCAGCUUCCCAAGGCUGCUGCUGGGACUUGCAUAACGUGGUGAGCCCAACCCAUCUGUCUUGCUUCCUCCUCCAACCUCUCCCAAUUUAGCACCCUUCAGCACAGCCGGCGGGGGAGGGGGGUGCCUGCCGCAGGACCGAAAAGAGAAGAAAAGGCGCCACUUGCACAACUCCCUCCACCACUCCAGGAGGUUGUGUGGGGGGACCCAAGAUAGAGCACAUUUCUUUGAGAGAUUGCAUUUCAGCAGGACGGGCUUCUCCAGAGUUUCCUGGUUCAGGUUGUAAACUCUGUCUAUAAACCUGUGUUUAUUGAAAAAGUUUGGCUUGGUUGGUGUUGCAGGCUUCUUAUGCUUGUGGAGUUUGGAGGGUUGCCACAGUGGACCUGUGAUGGACAAAGGCUCUGAAAGGAUUUAACCUGGGAAAUACAAGAAUUGUCUUGCAAACCCCCCUCCUCUCACAAAAUGUUGAAUGCAGUCUCAGGUCAGGUUCUGCAGCCAAGGGGAGCCAGCCAUAUUAUGCAUGUUAUAAAAGUUUUGUUGCAUAAGUGCCCACAUCUAUGCUUAUAAGUGCAUCAGUGGACAUGUAACCACUACUUUGCUGAGUUUGCUAACCUAGAUCAGUCCAAAACAGCAUCGCCACUGGCUGGUGCUGGUGGGAGUUGUAGUCCAAAACAUCUGGAGGGCCCAAGGUUGGGGAAGCAAAGUCAUUCCCAUUUGAUUAUUGGCACAAAAGUUGCUGUUCAACUAUCCUCUGAUGGAGGCAUGCAGGGGCAGUGUGUGUGUGAAUGGGAUCACAGAUCAUAAAGACCACCUUUCUGUCUUUGAAGUGCUCUAGGAUGUAGGAACAUUAGGACACAGAAUCAUAAUGUUGGGAGGGAUCCAAAGAGUCAUCUAGACCAACCCCUUGCAAUGCAGGAGUCAACAUCAAUGGGGAAGAACCGUAGUUCUUUGGUAGAGCAUCACAUCACCUUUGUAUGGAGAAGGUUUGAAAUUCGAUCUCUGGCAUCUCCAAGCAGAACUGAGAAUCAUCCUUUCAAAUCCUAGUAAGCUGUUGCAAGUCAGUAUAGAAUCUAGACAAUACUGACUUGGUAUAGUAUAAGAUAGCUUCCUAUGCAGGAUCGAACUACUCACAGCUAGAAGCCUGCCUCUGUCUUUUCAAGUCUCUAAGGAAGGAAAUUUCGCAACCUCUUCCUUCUCCCCCAGCCCAAUUUGUUUGGCUAAUCUGAUCUCGAUACUUUUAAAUCUUAAGUUUUUAAAAUGCUUUCAUUCUGUUUGGAUUGAUGUACCUCGCUUGCACAUCCAGUCCUCAUUUGUAGGCAAACCACAGAAUAAUACCAGGGGUUUCUGUACACACCAAUAUAUUUAGGGGGCAAUCUUCUUUGUGACCUCCAGCAACCUUUGCCAACCUGGUCCGUCCCCGCCCCCCCCUUGCAAACUCACCUGCUUCAGGUUGUUUGGACUGCAACUCCCAACAGCCCCAACUAGAACACCACAUGAAUGUUGUGUUCAGGGUUAACAUUGCUAUAAAUAAACUUGUUGCAUGUGUUAUCCCUUGAAAAACUGACAUAGCCUUGAAAUGGGCACACUUUCUAAUACUCUGGCCUUGUUGUUAAUCCUUGUAGGGCUGAGUCACUGGGUAAGCAGUGACUGCUUAUAUGACUCACUACAGAGCUUGAAUAGGGCUUGGGUUGAGAAACAAAUUGGGUAUAAGAUUUAAUUACAUUAGGAGAAGCAGGUCUUAAUCUCAAUUAGCAGAAGGGGCGGGGAAUGUUAUUGAUUUAUUUAAUUGUGCUUGCCCUUGCUGACCUGGACUUUUCACCCCCAUCAGCAUCUAGGCUCCUCCUUCAGAUGCUGUUUUUUUCAGCCAGUCACAUGAUUCCUGGGACAAAAAGCAACAGAUGCAAGUGUUUGUGUGUGUGCACUCUCAAUAGCUCACUAUGCCAAUGAGAGAUGACGGGUAGGUAACAGCAGUGUUUCAAGCACUGCUAUUGGCUGAUUGCCAGGAUGCUUGGAGAAGGUUGUUCUCACUGAGUCACAUUUUUUUUUAUUAAUGGGAAAGUGCUGAUUGUUUGCCCAAUGCAAGUUUUAGAAGGAGAGCACUUAAAAAUGCAAAGCAAGUGGGGGAAGGCAAAGUGGGGGCAUAGCUGGCCUGUGUUCUUUAUUUAUAAAUUAAUGGAGGCUGAAACAAGGCUGAAACAAUGCAAUUGGGGGCACCAGAUAGUGUGCACUGUGGAUGAGAACUUAUGUGGAGGGCUGGGAGGGUGUGGGGCACAAGCCCUGCUGAAACUGAGCCUACUGCAGGAGACCUUUCCCUGUCCAUAGAAUUAAGCAGACGGAGCAGGCUGGAGUGCCCACUGUAUGGUCUGCUGCUACCAUUGUCUGGCUGUGAUUCUCCAUUUGCCAUGGACUUUAAUGGCUUGGAACCUCUGGCACAGAGAUGGGGUAAAAUAACACUGCUGACUUCCACUAUGCCAUUCUUCCCCAGCCUCUGGCUCUCCAGUUCUUUUGGACUACAACUCCCAUCAGUGCAGGCAUGCCAACUCUAGGGGGCCAAGGUGUCUCAUUAUUGGUUGGAAGGAGGCCAGUUGCACAUCUCGGCUUCAGUAGCUGGCUUCUGCAGACGACAGCGUUGCAUGUGUGACAUCACACAAGCACAAUGCGCGUCUGCACCCUCAAUCUUGGGUGUGGGUGCAACUUGGCGCUUCUGCAUCAGUGCUGGCCAUCAUGAGCUGACUUGAUAGCAGUGAAUUCCUUCCACCCAUGUUUCUGAAGAGUAUUAAAAUUUUUGACCCUUCCCCAUUUGUGACAUGAGGUGGUUUUCUUCUGCAUAUGAAGGUGCUUAAGCUUUUGAAAAAGGAGGACAAGAGUAUCUUGCACUCUCCUGGGGGCCUCAUGGUAGUGAGCUGUCACAGAACCUUGUAAGAAUGUGUCCCACAGAAAACUGUCUAUGUGCCUUGUUUCCUGAGAGCAAGCAAGAGGACCCUUAGUAGGUGACAGUGAAAUGCUGGAGACAUGCUUUGAAUGACUCCAACUCUUAAGUAGGCACGAUGCCACCUUCUGUGUUACUUGAAAUCAUUUUCAUUGUGUAUUUCUGUGAAAAAUGUGCCUCCUGUAGUUUUCUCCACAAGGGCCCUUGGUCAGUUUCUAGGAAACAUUGUCUAUGUGCAACCUGUCACAGACUGUCUUAGGCAUACAAGUCCCAUUGUCCUCGGCAGAACAUAAUUCCAGCCAACACAGAUAGGGAGAAGCUUUCCUCUGAAAGCUGUUGCUGUACUAAACCAGAUGGCUGAUUUCUUGCUCAUGCAGACUAGCGGGACUUCGCUUUGUGAGUUCAGAACCGAUCUUUGUUUUCUACUGUGAUAACCUUUCCCCUUAAACUUCUUUCUUUAAAAAACUCUGACCACUUUGUCUGAAGGCUGUAUAACUUGAAUCUUUUGAAAGUCACUCAAGCCUUCUGUGCAAAGGCCUUUAAAGGACCUUCUCUUCCCACCCCCUUCCUGUAUACUGGAUGGGGAGGUGCCGAGAUCCUUUCUGUGCAUCUCUGGCUAAGUGGGGAGGGCUGCCCACUGUGUGUGUUGGGGAGGUUGUUUGUGCAGGGGAAUGGAACCCUUUGAACAGGAUUUACUACUUCUGAAAAGUAGCAAAUCCCUCCUGAAGUGUGAAGCUGUAGGGGCAAAGGCCAUCUCUCCCCAUUCCCUGCUUCAUUUACAAUUCCAAUGGGCAAUGAAAGAGCCUUGGGGGGUGGAGGGUGGGGGAGAGAUAGAGCUUUAGCAGUAAACUUUGUUCCAGGCCAGUGGUGACUAUUGCCCCCAGUCUUUUUAAUUGGGGAUGGGGAGCAUAGGAAUGCCUUGAUGAUGGCCUGGCCUUUUGUCCCUUACAAUUGCCUUUGGGAAAGCCACCCCCUCCCCUCCCCUCCAGGGACACAAAGACAAAAAACCUCCAUUCCAUUGCAAUUGUUAACAGACCCUUGGGGACAGAAAUGUUCAUCCCUCCCCAGAAUGAAGCUCCCAGUACCACAGGAUUCCUGCAGGAAUUACAUUUGCUCAGGACUUUGCAAUAGCACCAAGUCAGACUGCUUGAGAGAAGGUAGAUCAGACCGCUCAUCCUUUCAGUAAAUGCUAAAGGUUAAGAAUCUAGUCUUUGCCCUCAAAAUAAAGCAGCUUACAGGGUGAGAUUUGAAUCUGGAACCAUGCCCAACACUUUAUGGAGUGGGCAAUAAGUACAUUAGGAUGCUCUAGUAGUAGAUUGGGAAGGACUUUUCAGUUUGCCUUUAAAAAAAAAGAAAAAAAUGAAAACCUUCUGGUUGGCCAUGAGCUAAUGACUUAUCUUUCAUCUUGGGUGUUCUUCAUAUGAAAAUGAGCACUACUUGGUGGAUUUUGAUGUGGUGUUUACCAGUUUCUGAGUUGUGUAGCUUCACCGUUAAUUUAAAAGCAUACUUAUUCUGCUCUUUAGGCAAAAAGAUAAAUGAAAACAAGGAGGGGAAAAGAAAACAAGUGAACUUGAUAAUCAGUUCUUAAAGUUAGUUUUCAUCUGUAUAUAUGGCUUAUGAGGUGCAGAAGGAACCUGGCUCAGCAGGUGCAUCUUAAAUGACCCCUUUGCCCUGCACUUCACCCCCCUGGCUUGUGCAUCUUCCUAGUCCUUUCCUACUUCAGCCUCUGCUGUGUGUGGUAGCUGCAGGAACCAAAAGAGAUGAAGAGACCCACCUGUCUCCAGUUGGCCUCAGUGCUCAAUAGUAAGACAUCAGUAGAUGGGCUCUUUGCUGAUUCUGCAGAAACAGAUUUCAUAGCAUCCCUGGAGCCAGGGAUUAAAAGAAAGGUGGGGCUUUACCUUGCCCUUUUGUUUUCAGUCCCCUCACCCCACCCCACCCCCGUCCACAACAUUUGGUGCAGGUCCCCAUCUCUUCUUCAUCAUUCUCCACUGAUAUUUGAGCAACCUUUGUCACCACCCUGUGUGUGUGUGUGCAUGUGCAAGUUCUCCAUUUGGGAUUCAGGAAGGAGGAAAAGUAGAGAGGCUUCAGUAGAAAUCUUUAGGAAGCCUUUGAUAGCUCAGGUCUGGGAAGGUGAUGACUUGCCCCAAAUGUGCUGCUCCUUCUGUGAUGCAGCUGAUGUUGGUUACUGCUUCCCAGAUUCUUACUUGAAAUGGAGCUGCAUGGUUUUAUGCUCCUGAACACCCGCUCCCCUCAAAAUGCUUGGACCACCACCUUGUUACAUCUUGCAAUGGCAUAGAAAGGUUGGUUCCUUCGUUAGACACCUCAUGCAGUUCUGUUUAGAAUAAGGAACUGGGAAUCGGUCCCAGACUCUUUGAGGAAUCCAGUUCCACUUGAUGUACAGAGCUGGCUUUGAAGCAAAGCAGGUUGAGUCUAGUCAGUGAGGCUGCCUUGUAACCUCAGUGCAGCUUGAAUGUAUGUAUGCUUCCUUGAUUUUCGUGGUGGUAAAAAAGUGGGGUGAUAAAAAAGUGGGCUAUAGUUCCCAUCAUCCCUGUCCAUUGGCCAAGCUGGCUGAGGCUGAUGGGAGCCGUGGUACAAAACAUCUGGGGGGCACCUGGUUGGCUGCAUGAAACCCACCCUGGUGUGCUAACUUGUGUGUUACUGCCUGAAACAGCCUGUGGUGUUUGCCAAGGUUUAAUGGCUUGUUCCCUCUUGUUUGUACACAGAAGGGGAAGAAAUUGACGUGGUGACGGUUGAGAAGAGGCAGUCGCUGGGUGUGAGGAAGCCAGUCACCAUCACUGUGCGGGCUGACCCCUUGGACCCUUGCAUGAAACGUUUCCACAUAUCCAUCCACCAGCAGCAGCACAAUUACGCAGCCCGCUCACCACCCGAGGCUUGUUCCUGCACGGCUGCCUUGGAGAAAAGCAGUCAAGAGGAGGAGGAGGAGGAGGAGGAGGAGGAUGGUGGUGCACAGUCCCUGAGGCAAGUGGCAGAGCCUUCCUCUCUUGAACCUUUCCUCCUGAAAUCCGGGAGCGCUCCCAGUUCGGACAGUGAAGACGUGACCAAGCGGAGAAACCACAACUACUUGGAGCGCAAGCGGCGCAACGACCUCCGCUCGCGUUUCCUGGCGCUGAGGGACCAGGUCCCUGGUCUCGCCACCUGCCCCAAAACCCCCAAAGUGGUGGUGUUGAGCAAAGCUUCAGAGUAUCUGCAGUCACUACUCAAAGCAGAGCAGCAGAUGGUUGCUGAGAAGAAGCUGCUAAAAUUGCAUCAGCUUCAGCUGUUGAAACGGAUUUCGUACCUCAAGAGUGCGCAUUAGCUGCCAGGAACUCCAAACUGCUUGCCAGCCUGAUCUCUGCACUUUUUUGUGGUGGGGGGGGGGGACAAACAAAAACAAAUUGGUUUGUUGACUUGCAGAUCCCAGAAUGCAAUGCAGCUGGUGCACGCAAAUGGGGGCUUGCAUUCCAUACACUAUUUUCCACCCUGGUCUUCACUCUUAGCCAGUUAUGGGUGCUGGAGAAUCUCCUAAGUUGUGCAGGAGUGAUGAUGAUCAGGGCAGUGGGGUUGAGCGGGGUUUAGCUACUCAGACUUCAGCUUCUACAGCAAAAUGCUGACUUCUUCACAGGCUGAAUGAGCCUCCAUUCCGGUUGGGAUCACCAGAAGCCUGAGUGUUUCUCUGGAAAAGCAUCUUGUGGAAUGCUUCACAGUACUUUCUGACAGAGGGGCCUGAGUCAACAUUUCUAAAGCUGGGGCAAAGAUGGACCCUUCAGUUGUCUCUCCCAAGAGGCUUCUUCUGUUUCUCCCAGUCAAAGUUGGAUUGUAAACACUGGCUAUGGAUAGUUCUACAUACCCUCUUUUCUCCCCAGGCUCUGCUUCUUGCCACUGGCAUUUAAGAAGACAGAUAUCUUGUGCAAUUUGUUUCUUUUUUUACAAUGGUCCUACGCAAUAGACUUUUUCCCACCCCCAAGCACACUCCCCCGCCCUAUUUUCCAAUGUUGUUUAGGAUUGACAGCUCUCUUCCCUUCUUGGAAUUUAUUAUGGGUGAAUUUUUAAAUGUCGCCACCUCUGAUGUCCUGGCUAGGGCUUAUGGGAGUUGUAGUCCAAAACAUCUGGAGGGUACCAGGUGGAGAAUGUCACAUUAUGUGAAGUUAUUUCACAGCUGACACUUGAAGACAGCUUAAAUCUGGCUUUUGCUUGAGAUCUACAGCUAGAUUACCCCUCAGGCUAAGAUCAGUGCCUUUCACACUUGAGGUGGAAGAAAAUAUUGGGCAGAUCUACAUCAUACACUUAAAGCACAUGACUUCCCCCACCCAAUCCCCAAAGAAUCCUGGCAUCUGUAGUUUCUCACAGAGCCAGAAUUCCCAGAACCCUCAACAAACUAAAGUUCCCAGGAUUCUUUGGGUGAAAACAUGUGCUUUAAAAUGUAUGGUGUGAUUCUGCCCUUAAUGGCAUCAGCAUAAUAGACCCCAAAGUGGAUUGAUUUCAAUGGGAUUAAUUCAGGUGAACUUCUAAUCAGUUGUGUCCAGUGAUGAUGCUGUCUUGCUGUGUCAACCUUGAAUCUGCCCCUCGGGGUAAUUCCUCUUUCUGAGAUGGAGGGGUGCAGAACCUUCUCUCAAGAACUGUUAGAGGCUUUAUGUGUGCAUUUAAGACAUUCUCCCCCCUCCCCCUCCCCCACAACUGUUCCUUCACUGGAAAUGCACUGAGAUCACCUUGGAUUUCAUUUACCUCAUACUUAUUUUUCCACUUGGGCAAUGCAGCUUCUUGUCUUUGGUUUUGUAUAUCCUAGAAUCCAUUGUUGUGACUGCCUGAUUCUUUAUACUGGAUGGCUUUUUUUAAGAUAUACUAUUUUUAUACUUUUUUUAGAAAUUAUUUUGUAAAAUACUUGUUCUUUCUUUCCUCCCAGCUUUUCAAAGAUAAAACAGUGGGUAGAGGGCUCUCAGUACUGCUUUUGUAGAUGAGAUCGUUCAAACUGAGAUUCAGCAGGAAAAAAAUACUUCUGUUUUGACUAGAAAAUGAUUUCCUAAGUCAGGGGUCUGGUCCCAAAUUUCAAGCACCAAUAAUGAGACUAUUAGACAUCUUAAGGGUGUUUUGGUAGAGUGGGUGGUUAAGGGAGUCCCUAGAUGGGAACAUUGUAAUUUCAACUGCCCCCUAUAGAGAAGUUUUCUACUGAAGGUGUCCUACUGAUUCUUAAGACUAAGAGAAGCCUUUCCCUUUCCCCCUCCACCUUCCCUUUCUCUCGAAAUAAAAGGGCUGCAUGAAUAUAUUUUGGGGGAAAUGUGCAGUGUGGCGUUGUUAAUUGAUGUUUACUCACAGCUAGGUUCCACUGUGUCGCCCCCAGGAAAGGGAGCACCUCAGUCCCAUGCAUAAAGAGAAAGAAAGCAAUGAUAAUGUGGUGAUGUGUUUUUUGCUCUGGUUUUGCCAGGUCCUUAACAGCUUUUGUUGAGCUGGCUGGGGCUACCCCCCUCUCCCUCCUUCCCUUUUAUGCAGAUCCCUCCCACCCAUCCUCCUUUGUCUCUUGGGUAGGGAGAGGCCAGAGCUGGAGGUGAUGGAUGACCCUUUAUCUUGGCUUGCACACAGUUUGGUGGGCGCAGACUGGUCUCCCACAAUGCAUUGGGGACUCCUUCAGGCGUUCUUUGACUGGCCCGCUGGAGCCUCAACGCUGGGUGGUCAGACUUAGCACUUUCUUUGUUACCUCGCACUUCUUAAAUAAACGGAAUCUCAAAAAGGACAGGCUGAGUCUGCUUUUUCCCCCUCCCUUUUUGAGCCAAGGGAUAUAUGUGAGACCCUUAUCUGCAAAGAUAAAUCAGUCUUCGUGUUUGUAAUUUAGUUGAAUGCAUGUUCGUUUAGUUAUGUAGAGGAGGGGAAGAGGAGAAAGUUUGGACAAUAUCCUGGAAAAAGAGAACCAGGGGAGCAUGGUUCUGGCAUGUGCUCCGAAGGAAGAGCAUGGGAAAUGAAGAAGUAGUAAGAGAGCUGUCAUAGCCCGCAGCUGAAUCAACCCAUCCACAUGCAGCUAAUAAGAGAGUGUAGGCAGGAAUUCUUUCUCUGCUGCUCUUGAUGUGUGGAGAUUCUUUUAUGUUUAUAUAGGACCUGGGGGGAUUUUACAGUAUUCUGUAGGCUUAUGAUGAUCCUGGGAUAAGAAAAAGACAUAAAUGGAAGACAAUAUUUCAGCAGCAGUAGUAGAAAAUGUAAAAAGCUGUGUAUUUGAGGUGAUUAACUGUAUUUGCACAUCAUCUUUCCUCUGCUGGGAGAUGGACCAGACCCCCUCUGAAGCACUGAGCCCACCUUCUCACCUGUCUGAAAGUCCUGCCCCUGCUUUCAUUUCCCUCUUAUUGGCUGCACAUUUCCAUGUUCAGCAGUGUAGCUGAAAGAUCUUUUUGUAGGAAUUAAUGCACCCUAAAUCUUUUGGCCCCCUUAGAGUUGGAUUCAGUUCUCUGCAGCAAGCAUUCCUUUCUGUGUCUGCCUGCCACUGGGAGCCAUCAAAAGUGGAGGCAAUGUAUCAGCAGAGCCCCUCAGGAAUCCUGGCAAAACAGAAUUUCUGCCUCUGUAGCAGGUUGGGCUAGAUGAACUUUGGGAUGCUUUCAGCUCUGAUUCUGUCAGAGCCAUCCUGGUUCUGCUUAGCUCAACAACCUCU